AUGCCUACCGGCGGCCGCAAGUCCUCCUUCGGGCGCUCCCAGCCCCAACGCCAUGUCCCCUAUUCGAUGGACGCCGCGACGAAAGGACGUCAUGGAACGAAUAUCCCGCGGCAGAGUGCGCAAUCGGACGGGUUCGAAGACUUUGAGGCUAUCAAUGAUAUUGAUCCGACGCCGCCGAGACCUGCGAGAGAGAGGAGAAGGAGUAGUAUGGGCGGGGCGAAGCCGAGGAAGAGCCGGGCGAGGGAAGAAGAGGAGGAGGAUGUGUUUGGAGAGGAGAGCAUGGAGCUCGACGACGACGAACCCGUGAGCAGGAUGCGCAAUGCACGGCAACACCCGGACUCUGCACGCAGCUCGCGCCCCAUCUCCCGGCGCGCGAGCGGUGUCGAUUACGAUGCUCUCCCCAGCCCACCUCAACGCUCUCAACGACGCUCUUCGGCCUACAGCAGCGUCUUGCCCAGCGAAUAUGAUCCCGAACCCGACCAAGACAUGGACGAUGUCCCCUUCUUCGAUGACGACGAUUUGCCGCCAAUCUCGGACGGCAAUGCCACCACGCCCACACCUCGCGCCAGGAGACGAGAAAGCUUUUCGGAAAUGGGCGAGGAGGAUCAGGAAGAGGAGGAUCAGCCGCCCACUCCCGUGCCUGUGUCUAAGAAGGGCAAGGGGAAGCGCGUUGUGGAGGAGAUAGACGAUGAGGUGCAGGACGGGCCGAGUAUACGGGUCACUGGCGCGCAGCGCGGGAAGGGCAAGGGCAAGGAGCCUAUCCGCACUGUCGAGGAAGAGGUGUACGACAACGACAUGGAGGACGCUAUUGCUCGCGGGAUGGACGAGGUGGAGAACAUGAACCUCGACGACGACGAGCAGAUGCAGGACGAAGACGAGCCUGCACCCGUCUCCGCCAGCCCGCCGAAGAAGAAACGUGGUCGUCCACCCAAGAAAGUCGCCGUCACGCCUGUCCUUGACGAGGAAACGCCGGAACAUGAACAAGGCCCACGACGCGGUACUCGCCAACGAUAUGCUCCGCUCGAAUGGUGGCGGAACGAGAAGGUCGUGUACGGCAAACGCGAGAACGGCAUCGCGUACUGCCCAAUCGUCAAAGCCAUCGUCCGUGUCCCCAAGGAACCUCCAAAGCCUCUCGGCAAGCACGCCCGCAAACGCGUCAACCACUCUCAACGGCGUACGCCCGCGCUAGGAGUCGCGAAUCCAGAGGAAGGCUGGGACGAUCAAACCGAACCACAAGGUCGUGUCUUGGACUGGACGACGAAGGAGGAGGUCGAGCGCAGGAUCGCGUUUCCGAGCAGUCAUGUGCAGUAUAAGGCCGCCAACGACGAGAUGUUCUUUUUCCAGAAGAUUUUUGGCGAUGCGGAGUAUAUGGCUGCGGGGCAGUUGCUCAUCCCGGUUGGGGGACACAAGCCGACUAAGACUACGAAGGACAAUACCUAUGUCUUCUAUGUAAUCGAAGGUGCAGUGACGUUCAAGGUCCACGAAACGUCCUAUAUCCUCUGUACGGGUGGCUCCAUUCUCGUUCCUCGCGGGAACACAUACUACAUCGAGAACAUCUCCGAUCGCGACGCCAAGAUCUUCUUUGCGCAGGCCAGGCGGCCUCUGCCGGACGUCAAGCCUGCCAGUGCGAGACGAGCUUCGACGAGCACGCCGGCAGCAGACGAUGGGAGGGCGAGCGAGAGCGCUACACCGGUUGCGGCUCCGAAGGGGAAGGGGAAGAAGGCUGGGGGUGGGAAGAAGCGGUAG
Peniophora sp. CBMAI 1063 is the source of this 1746-nucleotide messenger RNA. NCBI's taxonomy places the organism in Eukaryota, Fungi, Basidiomycota, Agaricomycetes, Russulales, Peniophoraceae. The record is from the annotation of a GenBank genome assembly.